Messenger RNA from Solea senegalensis (Senegalese sole), 3203 nucleotides. RefSeq names its product Golgi phosphoprotein 3-like. The record is from RefSeq and is a predicted model, not a curated record. NCBI's taxonomy places the organism in Eukaryota, Metazoa, Chordata, Actinopteri, Pleuronectiformes, Soleidae. The coding region runs from base 191 to 1075 and encodes 294 amino acids. The transcript has 5 exons. Gene Ontology annotation, biological process: retrograde vesicle-mediated transport, Golgi to endoplasmic reticulum; Golgi vesicle budding; Golgi organization. Gene Ontology annotation, cellular component: trans-Golgi network; Golgi cisterna; cytosol. Gene Ontology annotation, molecular function: phosphatidylinositol-4-phosphate binding.
GUUGGACCAGGAAGUGAGCACAGUCGGAGCAAGAAUCCCGAACAAGGCUUAGCGGAAAAGAACGUCUCUACUCGAUCGCUCCAGCAUUUCUACAAACUGACAUUUUAACCUCUGCUUACAAGCUUUCUGGCCUCCCUGCCGGGCAAGGAAGGCGCUUUAGUCAGGAUCUGAUCGUUUCGCAGCACCAGUCAUGUCUUCGCUCUCACAGAGGAGCUCGGGCCUCGUCCAGCGGAGGACCGAGGCCAUUCGCACCGCCGCCGCCGACAGGGAAAGGGAGUCCGGCGUGGAGGAGGAGGAGGCGGCGCGCCGCGGGGAGGAGGAGGAGGACGAAAAGGGGGAUUCAAAGGAGACCAGGCUCACAUUGAUGGAGGAAGUAUUGCUGUUGGGCCUCAAGGAUCGAGAGGGCUAUACGUCUUUCUGGAACGACUGUAUUUCUUCCGGACUUCGUGGGUGUAUGCUGGUCGAGCUGGCUCUCAGAGGGAGGCUACAGCUGGAGCCCUGCGGGGUGAGGAGGAAAAGCCUGCUUUCAAGGAAGGUGAUCUGCAAGUCAGAUGCCCCGACGGGAGAUGUGCUAUUGGACGAGGCCUUGAAGCACAUUAAAGACACCCAGCCUCCAGAGACGGUCCAGAGCUGGAUAGAGCUGCUGAGUGGAGAGACCUGGAAUCCUCUGAAGCUGCACUACCAGCUGAGAAAUGUUAGAGAGCGUCUGGCAAAAAACCUGGUAGAGAAAGGUGUACUGACCACAGAGAAACAGAACUUCCUGCUCUUCGAUAUGACCACACAUCCGCUCACCAACAGCCCCAUUAAACAGCGCCUCGUCAAGAAGGUCCAGGACUCUGUUUUGGAGAAGUGGGUCAACGACCCUCACCGCAUGGACAAGCGGGUCCUGGCUCUAAUCCUCCUGGCCCACUCAUCUGACGUUCUCGAGAAUGCCUUUGCUCCGCUCCAAGACGAGCAGUACGACCUGGGCAUGAAGAGAGUCCACACUUUGCUAGAGCUGGAGCCGGAGAAGGAGAGCACGAAGCCCAGCGCUAAUGAACUAAUGUGGGCUGUUGUGGCGGCGUUUACUAAAUGAAAACAUGUGAUGAGUUGGACUGGAAGAUCUGGCUAUGGUCUGUGUUAUUUAAUUGGUUGAAGGACUUUGCUUAAUGAGACAGACUUCACUGUAAUAAGACAAUCUAUUUUGGUUGGGGAGCCUGUUGUACUGUACAUCUAUUACAGAUGACAUUUUUGGGGGGGUAGACCAUAUUAACCCAGUGCAAUCCGAUUGGUGGUGGGCUUCACAAAGUAACAUUUGGUUGGCUGAAAAAAAGUCUCAGAAUGGAAAAACGACUGGCUGCUUUCACACAGUGAGGUAAGCGAUCCGUUGUUAUGAGGCUGGAAGCAAACUGACGGUACGAGCAGUUGGGUUUCUGUUAAUGUUAGCUCGCAUCAAAGAACAAAGCAGGUAAUGUCAGUGGUCAUGGUGACUAUGAAGAUUUUUGACUGAGGCAAAGUUUCCCUUCUACAACAAUAAUAAACAAAAAGAUUGUCUCUCCAUUGCAAGAUGUGGCCAGAGUCAAAUCCUGGCCAUAGUCAUUCCCUAUGCUUAUGCAAGGAGAAGGUGUGUCGGUCACACAGCCAUUGAUUAUCUUUGCACUCACGCAGGUCUCUUGCUUCCAUCUACUCGUUCCCGCUUGUGUUGGGAUGUCAUGCUUUCGAUUAUUGUUUGAACAUACUACCUGAUUGUUUGACUGACACCCCACCACCACCCCUUUGUCAUUUACUACUUCUCCUUUCUUCCUCAUUGUGUUUUGAGGAGGAGAGAGAGAGGACUAGCAAUUCAGUUAAUUCAUUUCCUUAAUUUUCCUGGGUGACUUGGCUGUCAUUGACAGACCUAAAUGAAGAAUUAAACCCAGAGUUCGCAUAAUGUCUUAGGUCGCUCUUUUUUUCCCCCAGCUCUUUUGCAAGGGUCCAUUCUGUGUUCAUAAAAUGAGAGUAGUCUUCCAUUUGUUUUUUAUUUAUGUUGCUAAACAGUACUUGGACUAGCCUGCCAUUUGUCAACUAUUUUGCACAGUCAGUAGCCCUGUACGUAGGUAGGAUAGUAUUUAUAGGGAUGGAAUUGUGAGUUAUGAACUUUAACAUCCAUGAUAAAGAGAGAAAAAAAAGAAAGAUAUAUUAUUUUGUCUACAAAUGUUGAUCUCUCUAUUCAUGACAAAAUAUUUUAAAAUCAUUCCUUGGACUUAUAGAAAAUCUUAUUUUUAAGUUUGACUCGGUGACGAAACAGUGGUUAUCACACAGGACAGAACAUCCCACACAGGACCCACAGUGAUCGUGAACAGAGCUGGGAUUUCAGGUUAGAAAACAUAAAAGGGUUAAUUCAACCAAAUUAUAUCUCUCUAUAUAUAUCAGUUCACAAAUGUAUAGAUAUAUAUAUCUAUAUCCUUGGGUAACACUAAUGAUAUCAAGCCUUACAGGUAGUUUACAUUAAGGUUAUUAGACACCUUUGUGAUAUCUGCUUUUAUCUUAAUGCAAUGUAAAUGAUUAAAUGGGUUUCCUUUCAAAAAUGCUCCUCAUGACUAAUCCAUAAACUACUUUAAAUGGUUUUCCUUGAAACAACAACGUUCUGUAGAUUAUACCACUAGAUAACAACAGUGGUGCUGUCAGUAAAGAGAACAUAUUUUGUAAUUUGGAUGAACUUGAGUCUUUAAUUUUCUCCUGAUCCUGUAAAACUUAUACACCACUCUCUUUGGAUGUCGCUUCGUAAUUUCUAUAAAAUAGACCAGUGUGGUCCUGUUGUAUUUUAUACAUGCAGACGAUGAGGCCCAGAUGAAUCCCUGCUUAAUGCUGAACAUGUAGUUCAUUGGAACAAUAAGAGGGGAAAAAAAACCUGUUUCAAUAUGAACUCAUGGUUCUAAACAUCGUUCUGGUCUACCUGGUGUGAUAUAUGUUUGAACUUGUAUUACUUAUUGUGUUAUGGCAUACAGUCGACACAGUAGGUGAUGUGCUCUGUGCAGAUGAUGGCAUAGAGACCAUGCAUGCUAUUGGUGGAGGGCUGUAGUUAAAAAAAAAAAAAAAAGGCUUAUAUGUAAUUAUUAGUCAUCUUAUGUGUACGAUCUGAUUGAAUCCAAUGAAAGGGAUCUUCUCUCCUAUCCUCUCCAGUUCUGUAUGCUUUUGUAUUACCACACAAAAUAAAGUAAGGAUUCUUUAAGUGCCUGAAUUUA